Salarias fasciatus (jewelled blenny) is the source of this 3210-nucleotide messenger RNA. It is a transcript of the gene slc46a1, whose product is annotated as solute carrier family 46 member 1. Gene Ontology annotation, molecular function: transmembrane transporter activity. Gene Ontology annotation, cellular component: plasma membrane. The record is from RefSeq and is a predicted model, not a curated record. Lineage: Eukaryota; Metazoa; Chordata; Actinopteri; Blenniiformes; Blenniidae. Gene Ontology annotation, biological process: transmembrane transport. The transcript is spliced from 6 exons. The coding region runs from base 35 to 1513 and encodes 492 amino acids.
UUUCCGGUUCAAGUCUCCUCGGACCUGGCCGGACAUGGAGGACCUGGACACCGCCGCCAUCCUGCCCGCGGACGACCCGGACGCCACGUCGCGCGUCCCGGAGGACGCGGGGGAAGCCGGGAGCGGGAGCGGCUGCUGCGGAGGCGCGCGGCCGCCGCUGAGGUGCUGCCGGUCGCGGUGGCUGACGGUGGAACCGGUGCUGCUGCUCUCCACCUUCUCCUCCACCAUGCAGAUCCCGCUCACCUCCCAGUACCUGUGGGAGCGCAUCAGCGAGGACCUGGGCUACAACGGCUCCAAGCAGUCCGGGUGCAGCAACGGCUCCGUGCCCCCGGACCCCCUGGAGGAGCAGGUGCAAAUCUUGACGGCCAGGUGGAACCUGUACCUCAGUCUGGCAGUCUUCUCUUUUGGCCUGUUGACCGUCCCUCUCAUGGGGUCGUGGAGCGACCUUGCCGGCCGCAAGUCGGUCCUCAUCCUCACCAACCUGGGCAUGGCCGUGCAGACGCUGGUGUACCUGCUGGUGAUGUACCUCAAGCUGCCCGUGGCCUACUUCCUGCUGGGCAAGGCGCUCAGCGGCCUGACCGGAGACUUCACGGCUCUCCUGGCCGGCUGCUUCUCAUACGUGGCUGACAUCAGUGACAAGAAGUCCCGGACCUUCAGGGUGGCGAUCCUGGAGGCUUGUCUGGGUUUGGCAGGGAUCGUGGCCAACAUUAUUGGAGGGAAAUGGCUGCAGGCACAGGGUUACAUCAACCCUUUUUUGCUGGCACUGUCCACCAGCUUGGCCGCGGCGCUGUACACCUACCUGUUUGUGCAUGAGUCCAUCAGAACCGACCCGAGCGCCAAGCUGUUCACAACACGCCACCACAAGGCGGUCUGGCUCCUCUACCGGACGGGGGGCUGCAGCGCCAUGGCCGCCGAGAGACUCCACAGAUGCAAGCUGUGGCUUUACACGCUGUGCUUCUUCAUCACGGUGGGCGUUCACUUCGGCAUCCGAGACGUGCACGUGCUGUACGUGCUGAGCUCGCCGCUGUGCUGGGGGCCGUACCUCAUCGGCAUUGCAGCGGCGACUCAAUACCUGUCCUUCCUGACCAGCCUGCUGGGCCUGAAGGUCCUGCAGUGCUGCCUGCAGGAGGCCUGGGUGGCCGUCCUGGGUCUGGCCUCCAGCAUCGCCGGAGAGGUCGUCAUCGCGUUCGCCAGCACCACCCAGCUCAUGUUUACAGCGUACGGCCUGAGUUUCCUCUCCAUGGCGGUGUCGCCCGUGAUCAGAUCGAAGCUGUCCAACCUGGUGGACCCGUCGGAGCAAGGUGCCCUGUUUGCCUGUGUAGCCUGUGUGGAGAGCUUGUGCUUCCUGGUGGGCAGUUCGGUGUUUAACUCCCUCUACGCCGCCACGCUGGAGUUCAUGAAGGGCUUCGCGUUUCUCUUCGCCGCCGUCGUUCUCCUCUUCCCUGCUGCGAUCAUCGGGACCCUGCAGUGUAUAGACCAGAGGAGGAACCGCAGAGACUCCACAGUAUCCUGAUCUGACUGGAAGAGGACGGCAGGAGUCUGACAGGACGACCUCUUCACUGCCAGGUUUUAUUCCAGGAUUCAACAAAGACAUUAAAUCCAGCAGACCGAUGAAGACCAACCUCCUGACAGACGUCACUGCUGUCUCAGAUUAUGGACAAUUUCACAACAACAAUUUCAUGAAGCCUUCAUGAAGGCCUUCGUUCAGAUGAACAUGAUUCAACAUUAAGCUUAAUAAUGUGAUUAGCACAUUUCCAGUACAGCAUUAAUGCCAAAAACGUGCCUUACAUUUAUGCUCCAGUUAAAUGAAAAGACUUUUUUUUUGCUGAUUUCUCCCCCUCGUGUUUAUGGGCAUAAAGUUCAGUUAUCUCUGAACAUGUGACCAAUAGCUGUUAAGUAACUAAUUCACUGCAAAGUUCCUACUUUUCCUCAUGUUAAGCAGUGUUAUUCAUUGAUUCUCCAUGUUUCAAAAAAAAAAUGCACAUGCACCGACUGCAGAGCUGUAAAACUGACUGUGAGGAGGAAGAAAAUUAAUUUAAACCACGCUCUUCACAAACAAGCACUUUACACAAUAUUCUUAACAAAAUCUAAAUACAAUUUUAGAUGAGUAAACUAUAUGGGAAGCUCUUCGCUUUCCACUUUUUGUUUUUACUGAAACAAACUUAUCAGUUAAAAUAUUAUCCGAUACAGAUCAAUUUUCUGUCUUCAUCGUCAUUAUUAGGUCUGUUUGUUCAGUUUGGAGGUUUUAUCUGAAAAGGGAGAUAAAGUGCAGGCCUAAACAGUCUGAGGAUAAAAUGUGUGAGAGUGUAAAGUCUUUUCAAAUAAUAAAAUCAUAAGAGCCGAGAGAUGUGAGGAAGUUGUCAAGCUGUCAGUAAUGUUAUAUACAAAUACGUCUCAAGAAAUUAGAACACAGUGGAAAAGUUUGGGUGUUUAUUUUCCCAAAUUCUAUUAAGAAAUGUGAUCCUAAAAUGUCAUUUUAUGACUUUAUUCUUUCAUGUUUAUCUUAAAUCUUCUUCAAAAAUACAGUAUUUUAUAAUAUACUAUUUCAUAUGAUGAGGUGUUUAAAUUCAUUUUAAGCCAGAGGACAUAAUUUCCAAGGCAACAAUGAAAAAAAUGGUUGAAAUUUUCAAGUGUGUUUAGGUAAAAACACAACUGACAAAACACUUUUCGGUGUAGUUUUUCUCUGUAGAAGUGAUUUAAAAAUGAUUAUUAAAACUGAGGUCACACAAAAAUAUCAUGAUUUCGGGUUGUGAGCAGAAAUGUCCCAAUGCAGCGCAGCACAAACUGCAGCAGUAGCUGUAGAUCCCCCACCCUCCGCCCCCCUCCACCCCCCUCCACCCCCAUCCACACUGGAUAGUCCCAGUGAGGGGCUCGUGGCCCACAUGCACAGCCGGGUCACGUCCAGCGAGGGAACACAAGCCGCCGCGUCGGCUUCAAAAUGCACAAAGGGAAGUUAGCGGGUUAAGUGAAGUAUGAAGUGAGCUGCUAUGAAUUGAUCGCUGUAAACAUCGCUGCAGACCGAGCUGCAGUUUGAGCGGAUCAUGUGAUCGAAGCCAUUUUUCUGUGGAGUUGUGUGAGAAUAUCGAGAACUGAUUUCUCCAGAAGACAUCUGGAUGAUUUCGUGUUGUUGAUAUACAAUAUAUCUUUGCAUUUGUUUCUGUAAGUGGAGCGUUUUUAUUUUCUGAUUUGAAUAAAAAAAAAAGAUUUGCA